Molecule: messenger RNA, 3300 nt
Organism: Lineus longissimus
Lineage: Eukaryota; Metazoa; Nemertea; Pilidiophora; Heteronemertea; Lineidae
Product: homeobox-containing protein 1-like
Exons: 7
Coding region: 144-1496 (450 amino acids)
Biological process (GO): positive regulation of DNA-templated transcription
Cellular component (GO): nucleus
Molecular function (GO): double-stranded telomeric DNA binding
Source: RefSeq, a predicted model, not a curated record
UUUAGAAUAAAGGACCCGCGAAGCGUGCCGCUUAUUACUCCAAUACGCAUAAUCGUUAAGAACUGCGGGGGGCUUCCGUGACCUCCCAUCCAUCAGGUGUUCCUGCCUUCAUCAGAAUCGGUUAAUUAUUUCAACAAGAUUCGAUGAAGAUGAACACUUCUAGCAUGGCCACAAACCAGCCCCUUUUCACAGUCGAACAGAUUGAUCUACUCCGUCGUCUCAGGAACAGCGGCAUGACAAAAGAACAGAUCAUACACGGUUUUGAUGGCCUUGAGCGGUUGGAUAGAGAGUUUGGAAUGACAUACAAUGUGCCAGCAUCUUUGCAAUCGCAUAUGAAUGGGACGGACUGCAAUGGUUCAAAUCAUGCGACGAAUGGUUUGAAUUCUAUUGACCUGACAGAUGAGAAGAUUUCACUGUCAACCUCGAUGGCUUCCACCCUAGGUCUUCAGCGGACUCACUCGACUGGGAUGAUGAGUGCUUCCAAUGGCUUAGGAUCCUCGCAUGCAGGUUCGUUCAGUCAACAAGCUGUUUUUCCAACGAACAUGCAGACGACACCCCCGAGGAAACGAAGCUUUGAUCUGGCCUUUGAGAAUGGUGACGGCGCCUCCAAUGGUAGUUUUUGUUAUGACGAGGACACAGAGGAGUUCCAGGUUGAACUACAGAAUUUGAUCAAAAAAGGAGAUGCUCAAAUCUAUGAAGAUGUCAAGGAAUUCGUCACCCAGAAUAGCAUAAAACAACACCAAGUAGCCACAUUCUGUGGUCUAAGCCAAUCCUACGUCAGCCGAUAUUUACGAGGAGAAUACCAAGAUAUCUCAGACAGAAGUAAACGUGCAAUCUAUCGCUGGUUCCUGAUUGUGAAGAAGAAUCCAUCAGCACUAGCCAUGACCACAAACUGCCUUUUUGCGAAUUCCAAGCUCAAGAUGUUACAGACUCAAAACUCCUGCACCGCAGAGCAGGACUAUGCGAAUUCCCAGCGCCGGGAAAGAUUCGUUUUCCGACAAGCUCAUCUUGAGGUCUUGGAGAAGCAUUUCAAAGAGGACAAUUAUCCAUCCUUUGAGAAGAGAGAUGAGAUCGCACGAGAAUGUAACCAGGUGUUUGUUGUGCCAGGUAAAAUCAUGUCUGAGAGAGAAAAGGUGAAUGUUCACACUGUAACAAACUGGUUUGCCAACAAGCGGAAAGAGUUGAAGAAAAUUGCCAGGGAAGAAGGACUGGACAACAUUGUAUCUCAGAUGCGAGGAAGAGGACGCCCUUGUCUGGCCUCGACGAUGCAGAUAAAGACAGAGCCAAAGGAACCGAGCUCCUGCCGCGAGAUGGUGCAGACGCGCCAGAGCAAACUGGCAAUGGAGGAGGAAGACGUCGGAACGUAUGAUGCUGACGAUCAACUGUCAUUGGCUGUCGAGGUUGCCGCCGUCAAUCAAGCAAUUCUGGCUCUGUCUGGACAGCAGCAGCCGGAGGCAAGGAAUCUCAACAUAAAGGAGGAGUCGGACAGUAGCUGAUAUUUCAGAUGGUUCCACCACACGGAGGCAUGGCCACCGCCAGACUUUGAGACAUUUUGGUACUGACAGCAACGGAGAUGUCGGAGUGUAUUAUACAAUGUGCAGGGGUUCAGAAAUGCAGGUUGUCACGUGUCCUUGUAGUGAACCUCUGUGGUGAGGUAUUUAGAGAGAGCUGUCUUGGCCAUCUUGCAUUUAUUCCUGGUCACAUGACAUACAUACAUGUACUAGUUGUCUUUAGGAGGGAAUCUUAUUCAAAUGUCAAACAACUACAUGUACAUGUACUGUGUAGUCCGGAUAUGAGAUAUUAAUUAUGGAUUUUUUAUGUCACAGCAAAUCUGAUUGUGAUUCCAGAUCAUUCGUGUAAAUACUUGAAGUCAUUAAACGGUGCACAUUUUCAUCUAGUCAUUCUACCACUUGGUAGACUUUGUGAUAAAAAAUCUUUAAAUUAGCUUUAAUUAUUGAGCAGAAACCAGUAUAAGCUAAGUCACAUGAAAGCAGACUAUAUGCAAUGGACGCAGGCAUCAAAGUUAUGUCCCUAUUUGGUUCAACAUGCACCCUAAACUUUGUCUUAGCGAUGAAAAAAAACCAAUGUCUUCUUGCACAUGUAGCAGUAGGUGUGUGCAACCUGGUUUGUGGGUCUGUGCUGCCAAAAUACAUGUAGGCUUUCCUGAAAGAGAACUUUGAGUACUGUUUUUUGCACUUGUUAGCAGAUCAGAAGAGAAUUCUCAACUGAUUUUUACAAAUUUCUUACUGCAAUGCCUGUCAAAAAUGAUCCAAAAGAAUGUUUUGAAUGCUGUUCUUUUAAAAAUGGUCACAAACAAAUUAACUUCGAUAAUAAAGAUUUGUUGCAUUCCACAUCAUGUCUCCCAUUCCAGUUAUGUUUCUGACAACUAAGAUUUUCAAAUCGUUUUUACAAAAAUUGAAUUGGUGCUUCCAGAAAAUAAUAUAUUGCUCAAUUACAUGUAUGUUGAAUCUUUUAUUCAUCUAAAAUAAAAAAAAACUGGUGUCAUUUCUAAAAGAUAUGGCUAGACUUACCGGUAUUUGCUUGAAACAGAUUUUUUUUUAUAACUUUAGGCAAGUUGACAGCACUUAUCCUAUAACCUCUGUAAAUGCGGUUGAUUUUGGUAGGAAAUCUUCCAAAGAAUGUGGUGAGGUGUUUUGGUUCGGAAGUUUUAUAUUUUCUCAGGUGGGGGGCAGGGGAGUAGUAAGGUCACAGCCUGUGUAUUUGGUGGGACCGAUCAGUCAAUUGUUAAUACCCAUCACGUGUACACGCUUCUUGAGAAACAAUAAUCUGUAAGUGACAUUCACCUUUUUUUUUAUUCCCAAAAAUUCCUACAUUUCCUUCCGUUUCUCAAGGGACGUAUGGUUUUGCCAGAAUAGUGUAUGUUAUCAAGUAAAUGUUUGUGUUAUUUUUCAUUGUGAUCGUCAUUUUAUAUCGAGUGGUGAGGUGGACAGUGUGAUGUUGUAAAAAGUACAGACGGUUUUAGUUGGUGCUUUUUUUGUCAACGUAGUUACCUCCCCUUGAAGUUUUGAUGACAUCAAAAAUGCGCUAUUCGUUGUAAUUCAAAAUGAUGUUAGUUUUCCUGGUUCAUCUCUUUAUCAUGGUUCUGAAACAAAAAAUUGUUUCAUACAUGAUAUCGUUCAUAACUACAUGUAAUCGCGCUUGUUUCAUUUGCAACUGACUAGCAAUAAUGCCACACACCAGAAUUACAAUUAAUAACCGUAAAGAUGUGUUCCAUAAUUUUUUAUAAAGUUCAUCAAUUCCAACGUUCAUGUACAUUAGCGAGUAUCUGUAUUUAUUCAU